AUGGACUACUCAUCGCCUCUCUCCUCGCCGCCGGCAUCCAGUAUAAUCUGCGGCUACGAGAGCGACAGGGACCCGGGUCAAGAUGCCGAUCAUAAUCACAAGAUUGACCGCCCUCCCUCUAUUGAUCCCGACGAAGCGUUGUCCGAGGUAGAUUUCAUCCUGACAUCACCACGAGCGGAUUCGCCUCCAGGGGCCGAGAUCGUCGUGCAGGUCGACCGAGAACACGAUGAGCCAAUUGGUGAACCAGUUCACGAUUUGAUCGAUGUGGCUGCCAGCGAGCCAGACGUCGCGACCAUUGCUACAGAAGAGAUCCACUCGUCACCGCCGUACACGGCCAACGCGUUUGCUGUCGUAAAGGCACUUUUACCGGUGCCGAAAGCGAAGCGGGUGCAGAAGAGGGAAAGCAAACAGAGUCAAGGGAAGGCAGAGCCAGAAGACAAAGAAGAGUCGGAGGAAGCUCCAGUCCAGCGAAGCCGGGCAAGAUCAAAGAGCGAGACCAAGACGCCCGCCAGGACGCCGAGAAAGGCGACGAGCAAGCAGUCCACAGUUGUGGCUGAAGAGAACAGCACCAAGACGGGGGACCAUGACACACAACAGCCUGCAGCUACCGAACCAGACGUGCCCGCCGUGCCCGCGGUCACGACAACACGUUCGGGCCGGCGUGUCGUCCAAAAGCACUAUGGCGACGAGCCGUCGCCGCCGUCGGCCAAGGUGACGACCAGGACACGGACACCUGCCAAAGCCAAAGACGAGACGGCCAAGACCAACAAGGCCGCCCCCUCGACAUCGGCCUCCGCCGCUGUGGCUGUGAUGCGCCGCCGCAAACAGGCAGCUGCUCGUUGGCAGACGGACUUUGUGCUCGCCAACACGCGCUCGCCACUCACCCAGUUUGAUUUGCGGACACUGCUGUGCCAGCCAGAGGCAUGGGACGUCCUCGACGCGGACGAGAAGCGGGGGGUGCUGGCGCGUCUUCCGCCGGGCGCCGUUGUUCUGGAUCGAGACACGCCGGAGCUGGCCCGCCCCGACGUGGCCGCUCUGGAAAACGACAACAAUUUCCGGCACGACUGUGCGCGGUACCGGUCGGACCUGGCGGCCGGGUUCUACAACAAGCAGUGGCUGGAGGAGGCGUUUGAGGCGCACGCGAUGCGGUCCACGGGAUUGUUUGAUGCGUAUGUGCUCGACUCGUUUGAGAGCAGCUGGGGUGUCACGGUGCCGGACGAGCUGCGGCCGGAGGCGCACAGGGCAAAGAAGGUGGACGAGGCAAACGUCGUGCCCAGCACGUCGCUGAAACGAGGCCGGCGGGCGUCGAAAGCAGACGAGGCCAAGGCAGGUGACGGCGACUUUGUCGCUGCCGCCGCCGCUGCCAUCGAAGCAAGAACAAGCAACGUGCUCGACGGAGAUGAGGCGCAGCCAGUCAAACCCAAAACGACUACUGAGACAGACACGUCCAACAAAAGUUUACAAAGGCAGAAGCAGGCUAGAGUGGACACGGCAAUUGACAGCGUGGAGGAGGCCUCUUCCGUACCAGCCAAACGCAAGGUUUCCGUCGACAUCGACAGCGCUGAUGCCACCGAAGCCGUCGACGUUCCCAUGAGGAGCCGGAAACGGAUGACGCCUAGCAUGGGCACUGGAGUCGCGGCUGCGUCGCAGGGCCCGAAGGAUAACGAUCCAGUGGAGGAUAGCAUCGAAAGUAAUGAACCGAUACGACGACAUGGCAUUCGAGCUACACUCUACACUAUUCCCGUGACCUUCCUACGUCUAUGCCGACUUUGGAGCGGCCGCGGCCGUCGUGCCCAGCCGCUUGGCAAACUUGAUCUCCUUGUUGGCCACGUCAAAGACGGUGACGAGCUGCUGCAUAAACGUGUCCCCCAGGAUGUACGGCAGCUCGCUGCGCGCGCCCACGCCCGACAGACACAGGUUCUCGCCCACGCCGGCGCCGGGCGGCGGCGGCAGGAUCAUGCUCUUGGGGUCGGUCCAGAUGGUCUUGUCGCCAAUCUGGACGCCGAGGCUGGGCGGCGUGGCGUCGCAGCGCACGAUCCAGGCGCCCUGGUCCGGGUCGAACUGGGCGCGCGGCGUGUAGAGCUGGUUGAUGGCGAGGGCGACGUCGUACGAGAAGAGGUUGAGCGUGGUGCCGCUGUCGACGAUGAUGGGGACGUCGCGCAGCGGCUGCUGAUCCAUGGUGAGGGUGCUCCGCCGCAGGAGGCUGCUGUUGUACUGGAGCGACUCGAUGCUGAUGGUGUAGUACAUGUAGCGCGCUUGCCGGCUGGCGCUGCCGCUGGCGCUGACGCUGCGCAUCACCGUCUUGACAAUGGGCGUGGUGACCCAGCCGAGCGCCGGGUCGACGGCAAUGUGCGCGGGUGCGCCGCCAAAGGCCAGAAACGACUGCUGCGGGUCGCGCGACAGCGCCAGGCUGAACUGCGUCACGUUGUUGCCGCUGCUGCUGCUCGCCAUCGUCGCCACCAGCGGGCUGUACUCGACGGGCGUGCGCAGCUGGUCCGCCAGGUCGCCCGCGCGCGACGUGCUCACGGCGCCCGGCAGCGCGUUCGUCAGGCCCGGAAGCCCCAGCCCCAGCAGCCCGCUCGAGAUGCCGUCGCCGUCCCAGAAGCCGCGCGUGCCCAGCCCAAUCGUCUGGUUGCGCGUCGUCAGCCCGGCCACCGUCAGGUCCGCGUAGCCCAGCACGCCCUGCAUAAACGGCCCGUUGGCCGACCCGUACGCCACGCUCAGGUGCUGGUUGGCAAUCGCGCCGCCCGGGAAGUCGCCCUUGAACUCGGGGCCAAACCGGCACGCCGCCACCAGCGUCGGCUCGUGGUACUGCGGGUCGAUGCACGAGAACCCCUGCCGCACAAACCACGUGUCGCUGCUGCCCGUGUCGACGACGAGCGACAGGUUGUUGGUGCCCGCGACCACGCUGGUGAGGUACUCAAUGUCGUGGUUGGCCGAGGGGGCGAGGCCGCUGCUGAUGGCGGCGGGGGGCGUGGACGAGCUGGAGUUGGUGGUCGAUGUGGAUGUGGAUGUGCCGUUUGUCGCGUUCGACCCGUUGGGACUGCCGCCGGCCGCGACUGCCUCGUGCCAUGUCGCGUGCAGUGGCCAGACCGCCCGAUCGGGGUUGUGCCAUGGCCGUGGCCGGGCGCGCCUUCCCUGUGCGCCCGGGACAUGGCGCACGAGCGGUAG
Molecule: messenger RNA, 3171 nt
Organism: Sporothrix schenckii 1099-18
Lineage: Eukaryota; Fungi; Ascomycota; Sordariomycetes; Ophiostomatales; Ophiostomataceae
Exons: 2
Coding region: 1-3171 (1056 amino acids)
Source: RefSeq, a predicted model, not a curated record